Molecule: messenger RNA, 861 nt
Organism: Magallana angulata
Lineage: Eukaryota; Metazoa; Mollusca; Bivalvia; Ostreida; Ostreidae
Exons: 2
Coding region: 1-861 (286 amino acids)
Biological process (GO): DNA integration
Molecular function (GO): nucleic acid binding
Source: RefSeq, a predicted model, not a curated record
AUGGCUGUAUCAUGUGGGGAAAAUGGACUUCCAGUAACAAUUGUGAGUGACAAUGGCCCACAAUUUACCUCAAGAGAAUUUGAAGAGUUCUUGAAUGCUAACGGCAUAAAGCACAUCAAGACAUCACCGUACCACCCAUCUAGUAAUGGACUUGCAGAGCGUUUUGUCCAAACUUUCAAGCAAGCCAUGAAAUGCAGUAAGAAUGAUGCAGGGUGCAUUGAAAGAAAACUGGCAAAUUUCUUAUUGGCGUAUAGAAAUACUGCCCAUGCAACAACAAAUGAGACACCAGAAAAGCUCAUGAUGGGGAGGGAGUUGAGAACGAAAAUGGAUCUUUUGAGGCCAAACACAGAGUUACAUGUCAAGCAGAAGCAAGAAGAAAUGUGUUUACAGAGAACUACACAGAACAGAGAAUUUGAACCAGGACAGUCGGUAAUGAUGCGUGAUUAUCGUGGGAAGGAUAAAUGGAUUCCGGGAAUGAUUGCUCAAAGAACUGGACCUGUUUCCUAUCGUGUGCAAGUGGACCCUUCAACACAGUGGAGGAGGCAUGCAGAUCAGAUUGUAACAUCACAGAUUCCAAUCAUGUUACCAGAUAUCGAGAUACCUGAGCCGAGUGUUUCAAGUUCAGUUUCAAUGGACAAUUGGGCAGAGAAGUUAAAAACGCCGAACAGCAGAUCUUUACCGUCGGUUUAUUCGGACAGUGCGAAGAGAUCAACUCCGUUGGUUAAACCUACUGUUGCGAAAAACAUGGAGUCUAGUCAGUCUACACCGCUGAAACCAACAGCACCCAUCCAGUCCGAGAGACGUUACCCGUUACGUACCCGUCAACCAAAAAUCCUGGAAGAUUAUGUAUACUCCAAGUAA